Mirounga angustirostris (Northern elephant seal) is the source of this 6760-nucleotide messenger RNA. It is a transcript of the gene RASAL1, whose product is annotated as RAS protein activator like 1. Lineage: Eukaryota; Metazoa; Chordata; Mammalia; Carnivora; Phocidae. Bases 3681 to 6122 code for a protein of 813 amino acids. The transcript has 22 exons. Gene Ontology annotation, molecular function: GTPase activator activity. The record is from RefSeq and is a predicted model, not a curated record. Gene Ontology annotation, biological process: intracellular signal transduction; cellular response to calcium ion; negative regulation of Ras protein signal transduction.
UGUCCUACGUGGCUCCCGGCCCAGAAGCGUGCCCAGCGAUCACAAAUGGGGCUUUGUGUUCCCGAGACAAAGAACACACUCCUCACCCCCAACCUGGGCCAGGGCUUGUCUGCCUUGCCACAUCCUUGGCCUCGGAAGGGAUGGUGCCACUUCCCAGGAGGGGAAACUGAGGUCUAGAGACAGGUCUGUGGAGCCAGAAGAAGGGUCUGCCCCUGGUUUGGGGGUAGAGGUGGAGCAGAGAGGCGCAGUUGCCGGUUUCCAUGGGGGUAAAUUCUCCUGCCAUGGACGGUGUCACGUUCCCACUGUGGCGUUGCUGAACACCGAGGUAGAAAGCCAUGGCUACAGCCAUCCUUGACCUUGGGAUCUCUCGAUCAGAUUUCUCAGCUGAGAUGCAAAGCCCCAGAUUCUUCCUGCGCAGCAGCCUGGAGCCGCGGUGGCUACUGAGGUGUGGUUGCGCCAUCUGUCCCCGGAAUUCGGGGUGGGGUCUGGUGUUCCACUUCGGGGAGCUCGGUGUCAGGUAUGGCCGUGGGUUCAGGAUGUCCUACUAUGGCCGCGACUCUUACUGAGCCCUUGCUGUAUGCCAGGGUGUGUUGAACAUCUGACUUUUUCCUCAUCCCAUCCUCACACCCAGGAGAUGAGGUGGGUGCUGUUAUUAAUCCCCAAUUUACAGACAAGGAAACCGAGGCACCCAGAGGGUGCCCGAGAACAGCCAGCUCAUAAGUGUAGGUGCCACGAUUCAGUCCCAGGUUGGCUUGGCUGGAUGCUAGAACCUCUGCUCUUAACCCCUGAGCUCAGCGUCUCCUGCUACUGAAGGUGUUCUGCAGCUCUUGUGAGCAUCCCAGCGGUGCUAGGCUAGGUAGAGAGCUGGCAAGAAGAUGAUCAUGGGUUUGUCUUUAAGGGCUUCGAGGAAGGGGAAAGAGAGGAGGCUAACCAUUUCUUGAGCACCUACUAUGUGCCAGGAAUGAUGCCAGGUGCCUUACACGGCCUCUGGAUCAACUCUCACAACAACCCUUGAGAAAGGUGAGACCCUUCCCACAUGACAGCCCAGGCUUGGGUGCUCAUGAGCCCACCUUCCCCUCCCCGAGCUGGGUAGCCCCCAGCAGGUCACACUCUUUCUCUCCGCCUCCUUCACCCUUUGGUGCCCUGACGGGAGAUGCCCUGGGAGACCUCAAACCCUCUGCCAGUUUCAAGUCAAAACUUCUCAGAACAACAGGAAGUGGCCAAGCCAUUCGGAAAGUUUGAGGACUGUGGCCACAGCCCCAGACGCAUUUCAGGGUCCAUAUCCGGUUAUUGGACAAGUGCCAGAGCUAGCUCCCUGGAGGCCUGGCUGGCACAUUCCAUAGCUUUCAUAACCUUCCUGGGGACCUGGGGAGGGGCAUUUGGGAAUGAGACUUCCUGCUCAGCUCCGGAAGACUGGCCGAGUUGGCUGGUGGCGGUUUGGCUGGCAUCCCAGGUGGCCCCAGGACCUAGCCCCUCAGGUUCCAUCAGGGGUCUCUGGGGGCCGGAGAGCCUAUCUGAGAUCUCUGCAGGAUCUCAGAAGAAAAAGGGUUAGCCAAAAGCUCUCACCUAGGUGGGGGUGGGAAAGGGACAGGGCGCCUAUCUUGAAGUAGCAUGCACUUAGCAAGUAUUGGUUUCCCCUGGUAAGGAAUCGGGGGCUGCUUAGUAAGGCACCUGGAGGGUGUUGGUGUUUUAACACUCCCUUGGGGCUACCGCGGUUCUGGAUUUGACCCUGGAUCACCUCUCGUACCCUGCUGAAGGAUGCUGCAAUACUUCUAAGCCUUGGGGCCAGCCCUGCUAGACCCAUAGCCCAGAUGGGGUAACUGAGGCCCAGUCUUUGGAAGUUGGAGGACUCCGCAGGUAGCGGACAGCUGGGGAGAGAACUCCAGGGAUCAGAACCCCUUACCAGCUUGGCUGGAGUGCCAGCUGGGAAGUCAAGGAGGGAGCUUGGGAGACAGAUCACUGGCUACUCCUGUGGCUGUUCUGGGCCCUCCUGGUCCUGCCGGUCUGGGCAUCGGCUGCGGUAAUCAUUCGGCUGGGGCCUCCCCAUUGGUGCCCAGCCCUGGGCUGACCAAAGUGAGUCAGGCUUGGUGCCAGUUCUUCCAAGAACUCUUAGGAGGGUAAACAACAAACUCACGGGGAGAAAUAGUGUAAGGAUCUAUCCUGGGACAGGCUCUUCCUGUAGCAUUGUUUCAAAUGUGUUUGUCAAACUCCAAGUUUUGACACUUGAAAAAUGUACAACCCUGGAGCUGAGGAACCGAGAAAAAGAGAAGAAAACCUCUGUCUGGGGUGGAAGGGCAUCUUCGAAGCCUCCCUAGGAGAGAUGAUGUUUGAGUUAUGCCUCGAAGGACAAUAAUAAUAAUAACAAUAACAAUAAUAAUAAUAUCAAAUGCUUUUUAUAAGCUUCUUAUGUGCCUGUGACUGUUUUGGGACCUGUAUCUGCUUCUUUCAUAUCUGCUUUAUGUCAUCGAAUUCUCUCAAAACCCUGUGAGCAAAAUACUAUGUUAUUCCUAUUGAACAGAUGAGGAAAGCAAGCCAAGGCACAGAGAGGUUAAGUGACUUGCUCAAGACCACACAGCUAGCAAGAGGUAGAGUCAGGAUUCAAAUCCAGGAAGGCAAGCCAGUCACUGCCUGAGGCCUUCCCUGAGCUAUCUAAUCCCUCUGAACCCGUUUCUUUAUGCAUAAAAUGGGGGCGAUAGUGCAAGAGUACUUAGUGCGUAGAAUUAUGGUGAGGACAAAGAGGAUACAAUCCCCGGAAACCGCUUAGAGCAGUGCCUGGCACACAGUAAGUGUUCCAACAGUUGUAGAUGACUUCUGUCACCGCCGUCGUGGUUAUCUUCAGGCCUCCCCUCCCCCUCCGGCCGCGGCCGCCUCCCCCGCAGUGCCAGCCCGUGACGUGGGAGCUGCGGCUCGCACAGUCUGGGUUUAAUUGGAAACUAAACGAGGAGGAAGGGGGUGUUCGGGGCCCCUCCCUUGACUCUGAACCGACCCCCCUACUCCCCCCGCCCCGGAAUGUGCGACUCCCUCUUUAGCGACGCCUCCCGCCGACCGCGGGUACUGCUCCCGCACGGGGCACGGAGCGGGGACCGGGGAGGCGGCGCCGGGAUGGGAGGCAGGGGAGGGCCGGGGAGGUGCGACUGUGCUGGAGGGAGGGCAGGCAGGGGACAUGCCGGGUCUUCUGAGCCCCAGGUCAGCUCACCACGAGCCAGCGGCCGCGCCCGCCACGGCCGUGGGCCGCUCCCCACCUGGCAGUCAGCGCGCCCAGGUCUCCGCGGCCCGGGCGCUCGGGCGCGCUUGGCUGGGGUGCCGGCAGAGGGCGCGCGAGGGGGCCCGGGGACGGGCGGGGGCCACGCGGGAGGCGGGAUUGGGGGGAGGGCCCUGGGCUGCCCCUCCCGCCCCCUGCCCGCCCACCCGGAGCUCCAGACUAGGAGGCACGAGCGGCGGGGGCCCCCUGCGCGCUCUGCCGCCUCCUACCUGUAGAGCCCGAGGGGCUCCCCCUCGCCGGACACCUAUUCUUUCUCCUCCGGAAACCUCCCGCCUAGCUACCCGCGUCUCGCAUAGGCGGCGCUGGGACCCCGGGACAGGGCGCCAGGCUCGCAGCUGGUGACAUGUAGACGCGCCCUCCACGGUCCAGCCUCGGCACCUGGGCACCCUUCUGCCCGUAAAGUUUGGGGCUGGGCGCCAUGGCCAAGAGCAGCUCCCUGAAUGUCCGCGUGGUGGAGGGCCGGGCGCUGCCCGCCAAGGACGUGUCUGGGAGCAGUGACCCCUACUGCAUCGUGAAGGUGGAUGACGAGGUGGUGGCCAGGACAGCAACUGUCUGGCGGAGCCUGAGCCCCUUCUGGGGGGAGGAAUACACCAUACACCUGCCCCUGGAUUUCCACCAUCUGGCCUUCUAUGUGCUGGACGAGGAUACAGUGGGGCACGACGACAUCAUUGGCAAGAUCUCGCUGAGCAGGGAAGCAAUUGCAGCCGACCCCCGAGGAAUUGAUAGCUGGAUCAACCUGAGCCGUGUGGACCCAGAUGCAGAGGUUCAGGGUGAGAUCUGCUUGGAUGUACAGAUGCUGGAGGAUGCACGGGGCCGUUGUCUUCAUUGUCAUGUGCUCCAGGCCAGGGACCUGGCCCCCCGGGAUAUCACCGGCACAUCUGACCCAUUCGCACGAGUGUUCUGGGGCAGCCAGAGUUUGGAGACGUCAACCAUCAAGAAGACCCGCUUCCCACACUGGGAUGAGGUGCUGGAGCUGCGGGAGAUGCCGGGUGCCCCAGCCCCACUGCGAGUGGAGCUCUGGGACUGGGACAUGGUGGGCAAGAAUGACUUCUUGGGCAUGGUGGAGUUCCCCCCACAGGUCCUGCAGCAGAACGCACCCAGUGGCUGGUUCCGUCUCCUGCCCUUUCCCAGAGCCGAGGAGGAUUCUGGGGGGACCCUGGGCGCGCUGCGGCUGAAGGUGCGCCUCAUCGAGGACCGCAUCCUGCCCUCCCAGUAUUACCAGCCGCUCACGGAGCUGCUCAUGGAGUCUGUGCUGGGGCCGGCAGAGGAGGAUGCUGCUAGUCCCCUGGCUGUGCUGGAGGAGCUGACCUUGGGGGACUGCCGCCAGGACCUUGCCACCAAGCUAGUGAAGCUCUUUCUUGGCCAGGGCCAGGCUGGGCCCUUUCUGGACUAUCUCACCCGGCGUGAGGUGACCCGGACCACUGACCCCAACACCCUCUUCCGUUCUAACUCCCUGGCAUCCAAGGCAAUGGAACAGUUUAUGAAGCUCGUGGGCAUGCCUUACCUGCACGAGGUCCUGAAGCCGGUGAUUAACCGUGUCUUCGAGGAAAAGAAGUACAUGGAGCUGGACCCGUGCAAGAUGGACCUGGGCCGCACCAGGAGAAUCUCCUUCAAGGGCGCACCCUCAGAGGAGCACGUGCGGGACGCCAGCCUGGGGCUGCUGACCGGCUACCUGGGGCCCAUCGUGGAGGCCAUCGUGGGCUCCGUGGGGCGCUGCCCGCCUGCCAUGCGCCUCGCCUUCAAGCAGCUGCACCAGUGCGUGGAGGAGCGCUUCCCCCAGGCGGAGCAUGAGGAUGUGAAGUACCUGGCCAUAAGUGGCUUUCUCUUCCUGCGAUUCUUUGCACCUGCCAUCCUCACCCCGAAGCUGUUUGACCUCCGGGACCAGCAUGCAGAUCCCCAGACCAGCCGCUCACUGCUACUGCUUGCCAAGGCUGUGCAGAGCAUCGGAAACCUGGGCCAGCAGCUGGGCCAGGGCAAGGAGCUAUGGAUGGCCCCCCUCCACCCCUUCCUGCUGCAGAGUAUCUCACGUGUGAGACACUUCCUGGACCAGCUGGUGGAUGUGGAUGAGGAGGAGGAGGCUGGGGGCCCAGCCAGGGCCCUGGUGGCCCCCUCAGUGAUUGUUCGUGAAGGUUACCUGCUGAAGCGCAAGGAGGAGCCCGCCAGCCUGGCCACACGCUUUGCCUUCAAGAAGCGUUACUUCUGGCUCAGCGGGGAGACUCUCUCCUACUCCAAGAGUCCUGAGUGGCAGAUGCGCUCCUCCAUCCCGGUGUCGCGCAUCCGCGCCGUGGAGCGCGUGGACGAGGGCGCCUUCCAGCUGCCGCACGUGAUGCAGGUGGUAACGCAGGACCCCACCAGCACGCUGCACACCACUUACCUCCAGUGCAAGAAUGUGAACGAGCUCAACCAGUGGCUGUCGGCUCUGCGCAAGGCCAGUGCCCCCAACCCGGACAAGCUGGCCGCCUGCCACCCCGGUGCCUUCCGCAGCUCGCGCUGGACCUGCUGCCUCCAGGCUGAGCGCUCAGCUGCUGGUUGUAGCCGCACACACUCGGCCGUCACCCUGGGGGACUGGAGCGACCCGCUGGAUCCCGACGCUGAGAUCCAGAUGGUGUAUCGGCGGCUGCUCCUGGGGCGGGACCAGCUCAGGAUGAAAUUCCAGGAGGAUCCCAACACAGAUUCAAGCCCAGAGGCAGAUGCAGAGAAGAGUUCUGGGGACACGGAAGGGGCCUGUCCCAAUGCCCUGGCCCGGCAGAGAGAGGCAGCCGCCCGCCUGCUGGAGGUGCUCGAAGAUCUGGACAGAGCCCAUGAAGAGUUCCAGCAGCGGGAGCAGCAGAAGGCAGCCCUGGGCCCCCUUGGGCACUGAGGAGAUGCCAGAGCCAGCCUGGAAGGAGGUGGAAGGAGCCAGCGGGCCCUUCUCAGUGCACCCCGGCCCCUUGAGGCUGUCCUAUACCUCGUUGAUGCUGUAGGGUAGAGGCUUCUGGAGAUCUCCUAGUCUCUGUGCCCUAAGUCCAGAACCCCAGGCAUAGAAGCCCUCUGGCGGGGGGCUGGCCUUUGUACUGAAUGAAUCUCAGUCUCUGGGCUGAGGCAGAUGGGCGUGGAUGGGAUAAGGAGUCCGACUCAUUCGGCUCAGUGGAAGGUCUCUGCUAAACCAGACUGGCCUCUGCCCACACCGACCAAGCCAGCCUGGUCCUGAGCUGCUGGAUACAGCUGUACGUGAAUUCCCGAUACCCACGUGGCCUUGUUGCCCCAGACAGGCACUAAAGAGGCUCAGCCCUUCCUGUUUUCAUGUCUGCCAAUCCGUGUAACCUUACUGAUCCUCCUGAACCCUGCCUUGGCUGAGAGUCCUAACCACAAGCUUCCAGAAUCAGGUUCCCUCGGGAAUAACGGAGGCUUGGACCCCAGUGUGCCAGACUCAGAUCCUUGGAUCCUGGGAGACCUUGGGCUAGGUUCUGAUCCCCUCUUUGAGCCUCAGUUCAUGCUGUAUAAAAUAAGGAGGGAGUG